CCAUAACUUACACUGUAAAAGGAGAUCCGAGAACCUGCCACGAACCUGCCACGAACCAUCCACCAGUCACAGCGACGUGCCAUGGAUCCUUCCCGUACUUGCCCCUGCCAAAGCCAGGGUUAUUUCCUGUCCAUCCUGCGGAAUGACAGUCACAACAACAAUCCCGAUAAUCCCGAUGCCGAUGCUGCGACCCGAUGGUGCUCCCGAUGCAAACGGCGCGCCGCGACCCAGGCUCUCCGUCCCCGCCCAAAUCCUCCCCCAGAUUGGUGGGCCAGCUCUUAUUCAAAUGACAACCCAGACCCCGUCAUCACCGAUGAUGAUCGCUUCUGGUACAGCGACGAGCGACUCGAACAACGACGGGCCAAGCAACGUCGACGCGAACAGAGGGACGAGGCCCUCCGUUUGCAGUGGGCGCUGCGUCAGUAUCGCGAGGCCGAACGCCUUCGACUCUUGAGACAGGAGAAGGAACGGGAGCUUGAGCGGUGGGAUAGGGACGACGAGCGCGAGCGGCGAGUUUUGAGGAAGGUGCUGACAAUGGAGACGAGUGGGGAGUUGAAAGAGCAGUUUGGGUCGUUGGGUUCGCCGGAGCAGACGGAUCAAGAGGUGGACUUGUGGUUGCAACAGCAGCGUCAGUUGCAGGAGCAGCAGGAGCAGCAACGAGAGCUGGAACAGCAACAGCAGCGUCAGUUGGAGGUGCAGCAGCAGCAACAGCUAGAACAGCAACGCCAGCAACAGCGUCAGUUGGAGUUGCAGCAGCAGCAACAACAGCAACAACUAGAACGGCAACAGUGGCUACAAGAGCAGCGGCUGCAGCAAGACCGGGAUAUAUGGCUACCGCACCCAGGCCAUAACCCACUCCUCCACUUCCAGCAACUGCAGCAACAAUGGCGUCAGCAACGGGAAGAGCAACUACAGCAACAGUGGCGACAGCAGCAGCUAGUGCAACUGCAGCAGUCCCAGGGUCGGGUCUUUGGGCCUUGGACUCCAUGGCCUUAUUAGCUGCCAUGGCCAUAUGGAUGUGGUGACAUGGGAAAUAGGUAUUUGACACAAUGUGACAGAUGAUUUUGAAAGAAUUGUUGGGUAAUAUGAGACGAUGAGCGG
This is a messenger RNA of Aspergillus homomorphus CBS 101889, 1101 nucleotides long. RefSeq lists its product as uncharacterized. The record is from RefSeq and is a predicted model, not a curated record. The coding region runs from base 82 to 999 and encodes 305 amino acids. Lineage: Eukaryota; Fungi; Ascomycota; Eurotiomycetes; Eurotiales; Aspergillaceae. The transcript has a single exon.